AUGCAGAAGUCACCAGUGGAAGAUGCAAACUUCCUUUCCAAGUAUUUCUUCUGGUGGAUGUCACCGCUGCUGAGGAAGGGCUUCACGCAGAAGUUGCAGCUUUCAGAUGUAUACAAGGCUCCUUCUUUUGAUCUGGCCGACAACCUCUCUGAGCGACUCGAAAGAGAAUGGGACAGAGAGGUGGUCUCCGCCAAGAAAAAGCCCAGACUGAUGCGAGCGCUUGCCCGCUGCUUCCUUGGCCCUUUCGCCUUCUUUGGCAUCCUCCUCUACUUCGGGGAGGCAUCGAAAGCAGUGCAGCCUCAGCUUUUGGGUCGCAUCAUUGCCUCCUUUGAUCCCUUCCAUGCUCCGGAGCGGUCACAGGGCUACUUCCUGGCCCUGGGCCUCUGCCUUCUCUUCACAGCCCGCUUCCUCUUGCUGCAGCCUGCCAUCUUUGGCCUGCAUCACCUGGGCAUGCAGAUCCGCAUUGCCCUUUUCAGUCUCAUAUACAAGAAGACCCUGAAACUGUCCAGCAAAGUCUUGGAUAAAAUCAGCACCGGUCAGCUUGUCAGUCUGAUGUCCGCUCAUCUCAACAAGCUGGAUGAGAGUCUGGGUCUGGCGCACUUUGUAUGGAUCACCCCCCUGCAGUGUAUCCUGUGUGUGGGUCUGAUCUGGGAACUGAUCGAGGUGAACGGCUUCUGUGCUCUGGCAGCUCUCACCCUGCUGGGCAUCAUCCAGGCAUGGCUCUCCCAGAAGAUGGGACCUCACAGGGCGAAGCGAGCUGGGAUGAUCAGCCGUCGCCUGGCUCUCACCUCAGAGAUUGUGGAAAACAUCCACUCUGUGAAGGCGUACGGCUGGGAGGAGGUGAUGGAGACGAUCAUUAAGAACAUCAGGCAGGAUGAGAUGACGCUAACGAGGAAGAUCGGUUCCCUCCGUUACUUCUACAGCGCCUCCUACUUCUUCUCCGCCAUCUUGGUCAUCGUGUCGGCCAUCGUUCCACACGCGCUCAGCAAAGGCAUCAUCCUCCGUCGUAUCUUCACCACGGCCUCCUACUGCAUGGUGCUGCGAAUGACACUCACCCGCCAGCUGCCGGGAUCCAUUCAGAUGUGGUACGAUACGCUGGCGCUGGUCCAGAAGAUCGAGGAGUUCUUAAUGAAGGAAGAAUACAGAGUGCUGGAGUAUAAUCUGACCACCACUGAAGUGGAGCUCGUCAAUGUUUCUGCAUCCUGGGACGAGGGUAUCGGUGAGCUGUUUGAGAAGAUCAAGCAGGAGAACAAAGCCAAUGGACACCCGAACGGUGACGCCGGCCUCUUCUUCACCAACCUCUACGUGACUCCCGUCCUCAACAUCAGCCUGUACCUGGAGAAGGGCAAGAUGCUGGCGGUGGCUGGAUCCACUGGCUCAGGGAAAAGUUCCCUGCUCAUGAUGAUCCUGGGAGAGUUGGUGCCAUCGGAGGGUAAAAUCAGACACAGCGGCCGCAUCUCCUUCUCUCCUCAGACUUCCUGGAUCGUGCCGGGGACAAUCCGUGACAACAUCCUGUUUGGUCUGACCUACGACGAGUACCGCUACUCCUCCGUCAUCAAGGCUUGCCAGCUAGAAGAGGACUUUGCUUUGCUGCCAGAGAAAGACAAGACUCACCUUAUGGAAGGAGGGGUGACCCUCAGCGGCGGUCAAAGGGCUCGCCUCGGCCUGGCCAGGGCUGUGUAUAAAGAUGCAGACCUCUACCUGCUGGAUGCACCCUUCACCCACCUGGACAUAGUGACAGAGAAAGAGAUCUUUGAGAAAUGUGUGUGUAAACUGAUGGCCUCCAAGACUCGGAUCGUGGUCACCAGCAAGUUGGAGCAUCUCAAACGAGCAGACAAAAUCCUCCUGCUGCACAAUGGAGACUGUUACUUCUACGGCACUUUCUCCGAGCUGCAGGCCAAGCGGCCCGACUUCAGCUCCCUCCUCCUUGGCAUGGAAGCUUACGACAACAUCAACGCAGAGCGACGCGGCUCCAUCCUGACAGAAACUCUCCGCAGGGUCUCCGUCGAUGAAACCGCCAGCUUCCGAGGCCCAGAUCCCAUUCGCCAGUCUUUCCGCCAGCCGCCGGCUCCGAUAAUUGUCUCCGGACCCCAAGGCCAUCCUGGAGGUGAUGGCUAUCCAGAAAAACGUAAGCAGUCACUCAUACUCAACCCCCUCGCAGCCGCACGCAAGUUCUCCUUCAUCGGGAACUCCCAACAGACUGCAAACAAUCCCCAGUCCACGACGAUAGAGGACGGGGUUCGAGAACUGUCAGAGAGGAAAUUCUCAGUCGUACCCGAGGAUGAUCAAGUAGAGGAAGUUCUCCCCAGAGGGAACCUGUACCAUCACGGGUUGCAACAUCUCAACGGGCAGCGGCGCCAAUCUGUCCUGGCGUUCAUCACCAACGCCACCAGCCAUGAGCGCAGAGAGCAGCAGAUGCAGUCCUCCUUCAGGAAAAAGCUGUCCAUCACUCCGCAGUGUGACCUGGUGACUGAGCUGGACAUCUACGCCCGGCGCCUGUCAACGGACAGCGUGUAUGACAUCAGCGAGGAAGUGGAUGAAGAAGACAUGGAGCAAUGCUUCGCAGAUGAACGUGACAACAUCUUUGAAACUACCUCAUGGGGAACUUACCUUCGCUACAUCACCACCAACAGGAGCUUAGUCUACGUCCUCAUGUUCAUCAUCUUUGUCUUUGCUAUCGAGGUAAAAAAACCACAACCUGAGAUCUGGAGGGACGGUAAAAACCCCAAUUCACCCAACUACAUCGACGAGCAGCACCCCAACGCUUCGUCACCCCCAGUUCACUUAGCCGUCAUCGUCACGCCGACCAGCGCUUACUACAUCAUCUACAUCUAUGUGGCCACAUCAGAGAGCGUAUUGGCUUUGGGUUUCUUCAGGGGUCUCCCAUUAGUGCACACGUUACUCACUGUGUCCAAAAGACUGCACGAACAGAUGCUGAGUUCUGUGCUUCGGGCCCCGAUGGCUGUGCUCAACACGAUGAAGACAGGCCGUAUCAUGAACAGAUUCACCAAGGACAUGGCCACUAUAGAUGACAUGCUGCCUCUGGUGCUGUUUGACCUCAUACAGUUGACAUUGAUUGUCUCGGGUGCCAUCUUCACCGUGUCCAUCAUCCGGCCGUAUAUCUUCAUCGCUGCCAUCCCGUUGGGUGUCAUCUUUGUGAUCCUCAGGAAGUACUUUCUCCGAACUGGACAGCAACUCAAACUACUUGAGGCUGAAGCUCGUAGCCCAAUCUUCUCCCACCUCAUCAUCUCACUGAAGGGUUUGUGGACAAUUCGAGCGUUUGGCCGUCAGACUUACUUCGAGACGCUCUUCCACAAGGCUUUAAACACUCACACGGCCACCUGGUUCCACUACCUGUCUGCUCUGCGAUGGUUCCUCUUCCGCUGCGACAUGAUCUUCGUCUUGUUCUUCACUGCCGCUGCCUUCAUCGCCGUGGGAACCAACCAGGACAAACCAGGCGAGGUUGGUAUCAUUGUGGCCCUAGCUAUGCUCAUCCUGGGUACGUUCCAAUGGGCCGUCAUCACCAGCAUCACGGUAGACGGACUGAUGCGUUCAGUAGAUCGGGUGUUCAAAUUCAUCGACCUGCCAUCAGAGGAGCUGAUGCCAGGGAAACCCGGCAGUGGUAAAGGAGGCCCGGACCUUGUCAUCGACAACCCUCACGCACGAGACUGCUGGCCAAACCGCGGCCAGAUGAACGUCCAGGGUCUCACAGUCAAAUACACCGAGGCCGGACGCUCCAUCCUCAGCGACAUCUCCUUCAAUGUGGACGGAGGACAGAGUAUCGGUCUUCUGGGAAGGACGGGUUCAGGGAAGAGCACGCUGUUGUCCGCUCUGCUGCGUCUCGCCUCCACUGAUGGAGAAAUCUCCAUCGACGGUGUUUCAUGGAGCUCCGUCUCCCUGCACACGUGGAGGAAAGCCUUCGGAGUGGUGCCUCAGAGAGUUUUUAUUUUGACCGGCACUUUCCGGAUGAACCUGGAUCCACACGGACGUUACAGCGAUGAAGAGCUGUGGAGGGUUGCUGAGGAGGUGGGUCUGAAGUCGGUGAUCGAGCAGUUCCCGGACAAACUGGACUUCCAGCUGGAGGACGGAGGCAACGUGCUGAGCAACGGUCACAAACAGCUGAUGUGUCUCGCUCGCUCCAUCCUCAGCCAGGCCCGCAUCCUGCUGCUGGACGAACCCUCGGCCUACCUCGACCCCAUAACGUUGCAGGUCUUGAGGAAGACGUUGAAGCAGGUGUUCUCCGGCUGCACCGUCAUCCUAUCAGAGCACAGAGUGGAGCCGCUGCUGGAGUGUCAAUCAUUCCUGAUGAUCGAGGGCAGCUCCAUGAAGAGCUACGACUCCAUCCAGAAGCUGCUGAAUGAGACGAGUCACCUGAAACAGGCCAUGAGCCCCGCCGACCGCCUCCGCCUCUUCCCAGCGCUCAACCGCCUCAACUCCAGCAAGCGAGCGCCGCCGCCGACCGCCAAGAUCUCAUCGCUGCCGGAGGAAGCCGAGGACGACGUGCACGACACCCGACUCUAA
This is a messenger RNA of Scomber japonicus (chub mackerel), 4521 nucleotides long. It is a transcript of the gene cftr, whose product is annotated as CF transmembrane conductance regulator. The record is from RefSeq and is a predicted model, not a curated record. Gene Ontology annotation, biological process: chloride transmembrane transport; bicarbonate transport. Gene Ontology annotation, molecular function: ATP hydrolysis activity; chloride channel activity; ATP binding. The coding region runs from base 1 to 4521 and encodes 1506 amino acids. Gene Ontology annotation, cellular component: plasma membrane; apical plasma membrane; cytosol. Lineage: Eukaryota; Metazoa; Chordata; Actinopteri; Scombriformes; Scombridae. The transcript has 26 exons.